This is a messenger RNA of Dermacentor andersoni, 7160 nucleotides long. Lineage: Eukaryota; Metazoa; Arthropoda; Arachnida; Ixodida; Ixodidae. The record is from RefSeq and is a predicted model, not a curated record.
AUGAGUUAGUAUGCUGGGACAUGUACUGCAGUCACGGAAGUUAUUCAUCAGUAACAUAGCAUGAUGGUGCUAUUUUUGGAACAAACUUAAGCAGGGUGCUUUGCAGAAUAAUGCUAAUGACAGUAAAGUGAGAUUAGUUUUUAAGGCUAGUAUUCACUCAGUUUGGCUAUAUUAGUUAUAGAAGGUCAAGUGGGCAGCAUUACAUAAACAACUGCAACAGAAGUAAUAAGAUUACGUUGACAUGAAUCUCUCAUUGUUGAUGUAUAUUUGUUGGUGUGUUACAAAGCAGCAAUUUUUAAGUUGAAGAAGCAGAAGAAAAAUGGAGAUGCAAGUCACCUGGCAUUUGUUAACACUGUUAAUCACAACAUUAGGGUGAACAGCCCAAGUUAGUUGUAGUACAACCACCAAUAUAUCUGUAAUAGUUUACACAUUCUAAGGUCCUGUUAUUUAUGUAAUAUACGGCACUAUGAGACACGUGCACUUUGCAUGUGUUCUAUAUUUGUUAGCCAUACUUUUUACAGUUCGAAAUAUUAGUGAGAUCAAUCUGCCAGUUUAGUUUAUUAUUUUUUAAUUAUUGAAAGAUUGCACAAUCAUCAGCAAUCAUGUGAAGGUCAUUAAUGUAUACGUGAAAUAAUAGGGGACCUAGUACAGAACCUUGCAGUGCGUCUGCUGUCAUCGUGAGCUUCUCUAGAGCAGUUAUGGCCAUUAGCAUUAGCAGACUGAGUUAUUACUCAAAAAACACUGAGUAGGUUUUAAGAGGUUAGGGUCAGUGUUAAGUCAGAUUAGAUUGUUUUGCUUAAUUUCUUUAAUUAUUGCUUUAUAGCCUGUGGUGAAGGGAGUGAAACUGUAUCAAAGCAUUGACACUGUCGCGAUGCAUAACACUUACUAAGAUGGCUUACAAAAAUCUGUUGUAUGCAGUUUUCUACAGAAGUUCUAGCACUACUGUUUGUAGGAGCUUCAAGCAAGAUGUUUCAACCAGCUUGGGAAUGGUGGACAGUACAUGGAUUUACCUUAACUUCAUCCUUCUGGGUUCAAAUAAUUUACGACUCUUCACAUUGAACAGUUUCAAGAAAAUAUUGCUUCAUAUAUGCAGUAACUCUCAAUGAUUAUACAUAUGUACUGAGACUUAUUGCUGUGUGAUGUUUAGAAAACAUAUUGCUGGAAAAUUUAGAUAUAGCAUAAAGCAUAGGUAAUGCAACAAAUACUUGUGAAGCCACAAGCCCAAACAUUAGACAAAUCCGUGUUCUACUUACAGUUCCCUUAGUAUCUAAUGAUUGCAGUACCGAAGUUUCUUCUAGUAAAUAUUGUAGGAAACUCUACGGUAGUUGGACCUAGUUUGAUGUAAAAUUAAUAAUAGGGCUGACAGUAACACAGAUGUUUGUCUUUCAGUCUAUUACAUCUGUAGUCCUCAGGUGAAAUAUAUUGAGGAUCUCGUCAAAACAUUACUAAUGUUAUAGCUACCAGACUUGGCUCUAGUGGCAGCAAGGGAUAGCACAAUACUUCACUUCCUCCGACUUUAAUUCUUACACAAUGAAAUGUUUUUUACGUGAGGAAAAUAUUAGGAUUUCCUAAACCCUGUCAUUGUACAUGCAUUUAUGAAAAUAAGUGAAUCAAGAACGGAUCACCCUUGUAUUACUCAAUAUCAUAUGAAGUUGCUAUCAAAACCUCCAUGAAUGUAGAAAAACCUCAUUAUUAGCACUAUCAUCUGCAUUCUUUCAUUUCAUUGGUAUUUCAUAAUGAGCAUUGUUUUAAAAUUAAAGAUUACAUUCGGGUAAACCGUUUUGUUUUCUGUGUGCAGCAUUGAGGCAUUCCAGCUGUCCAGCAACGCUCAAAGGUGAAAAGUCAGCGCAGGGACGCCUCCACUGCUGUCAGUUCUGCGACUACGAGACUGAAAGACUGUCUGAUCUGAAAGUACACAACAUGGUCCACUCAGGCGAGCGACCUUUUCAAUGCCAGUUAUGCUCUCAGAGCUUCUCGCGAAGCUUCCAGCUUAAAGAACAUCAGCGUAUCCACACAGGCGAGCGGCCAUAUCGAUGCCCAUCAUGCCAUUACAGCUUCUCGCACAAGUCCACUCUGUCCAAACACCUGCGCACCCACACAGGUGAGAAGCCAUUUCAAUGCCCCUCGUGCCCUCAGAGCUUCUCACGGACUACGAACCUACAGACACAUCUGCGCAUACACACAGGCGAGCGGCCAUUUCAGUGUCCCUCAUGCUUUCAGAGCUUUUCCCAAAUGGCCAACCUAAACGCUCACCUGCGUACUCAUACAGGUGAGCGACCAUACCACUGCACUGUUUGCUCCAAGUCAUUUGGACGAAACCCCGACUUGACGAGACACAUGAAAACACACCAGCGGCAUGUGUACGUUUGGAUUUUGGCAUGUUGUGAGUGGUUUUCUUUUCAUUGUGCAGGAUCAAGUCAUUCUUCCUCUCCAACAACUGCCGAGGAUGACAAGUCACAGCAAGGACGCUUCCACCACUGUGAUUUCUGUGACUAUGAAACUAAAAGAUUGUUUGAUCUGAAAAAACAUAACAGGGUCCACACAGGUGAGCGUCCAUUUCAAUGCCAUUUGUGCCCUCAGAGCUGCUCACAAAGGUCCAAGCUGAAGGAACACCUGCGCAUCCACACAGGCGAGAAGCCAUUUCAGUGCCCUUCAUGCCCUCUGAGCUUCUCACAAAGGCACAUCCUGAAUGAUCAUUUGUGCAUCCACUCAGGUGAACGGCAAUAUAAGUGCCCUUUGUGCUCUCUGACUUUUGUGAAUAACAGCCACCUGAAGAGGCACAUACGCACCCACACGGGUGAACGACCAUACUGCUGCACCAUCUGCUUCAAGUCAUUUGUGCAGUCUUUUGACUUAAACAGACACAUAAAGAAACACCACCACCACACCAGUCAAUAGGCCACCAAUCAUGUAUGUGCGCAUUAUGUAUCAGAGUCUAAUUAUGAAUCUACCUUCCUGCAUAAUAUGGUGCAUGGCAUUCUAGCGCAUCAGGAAGCGAAUGUUGCACCAUGUUCUCAUAUGUUGAACUGCUAGGCAACUUACAGGAUGUUCUGUCAUAGUCUAACAAGUUGUAGGGACAUUUAUUGUAUUGACAUUGCUUGCAUUACAGUUGCCAUAUUCUUAUGGUAUGCCUUCAUGUGAAGGCACAGCAAAGUUAGCAUCAUUUGUCUGUGAACUACACCUUCCAAGCAUUUGUGUGUUCAGUAAAAUAUUCAUGAUAAAUUACAAAUGUUAGGCCAAUGAUCAAUACUUGUUGUGCCCUCCAAGUAUACUACUACAUAAGCGAACACUUCCAAGUUAAAAAGCCCCUCGCCAGGUUUGGGCAUUACCAACAGACAAAUGUGUUGCAUAGGUCAUGCGAUUACAUUUAACCAGCUAUGAAACCGUUCCAUGGCGCAAAAACAUUUCAACAUCCUUCUUCUUGAGGGAUCCCCACCUCCUGCCAGAGAAUCAAGGUCACAUGUAUAAAUGCAUCUGCAUAAAACACACUCGAUAUAACAUCACCAGUUACGGCAUUUACUUGAGUAAACCAUCAAAUGCAGAAUGCACUAAACCUAUUUCUAGCAUCACAAGCUCACGACACAGGCUUGCGCUUUAUUUAUUCUUUAAAUUUUUAAGUUCUCUGCUGCAUGACCACCAUGGGUCAUGGUCAUGUGGCUUCCACUCGCAUCGCAAUAAUGUGAAUAGACAAUUUACUGCUGUGGUAAAAAAAGAAGUUAAAAAAGAACUUUAAAACUGCAAUCAGUUUGUUCGAAACUCUUCCAACAGCCAUUACCACUAUUGCUUGUGCGUAUCAAAGGAGCGUGAUUGUGCGACCCAUGGCUCCAGUCAGGAGGAGUUCAUUUAUCAGUUUUACUUCACAUUUGAUUGGGGUAACACUCUGUAAGUACAAAGUUGCCAUUUAUCGUUGCUACAACAGCCACUUUGGCAGUACAUGCAUGCUCCCUUGCAUUGUCAUUGCGAUCCCCACAUUAGGCCGGCAUCGAAAAGCGAUAACAGUGAGAGUAUGCAGCCACAUCAGCUGGGGCGGCCCGUCCGUGACACCCUCGGCACUCCUUUUGUGCCAAGAAUGAAGUAAAGCAUUUACUUAGGUGGCAUCGAGCAUGAGGGGCUCAACGGUGCACACAACGUGUGGUACUGCGCGAGUCUCUACACUAGGUAUUCGAUUCGUGAAUCGAAUUGUUGAAACGUCCACUAUUCGAUUCUGCAAUAUUCGAUAUUCUCACUCCCCUAAUGUUGAGCGCUGGCAAAGAUGCAUGAUGUAUAUAUGACAGUGCUGUUGGCGGAUGUGGCAAAAUUAGAGCAGUAAAAAUUGUACCAUUGUCACCAUUCGCCCUGCCCAUCCUACAUGUCAUGACCCUUGUGACGAACAGCAAUGGCUGUGAAAUAUGGGCACUGUAGUUUCACUAGCGACAUGCUUUUUUGUAUAAUACUUCAAUAAUGACCUGCUCAUUUGGGCAUAAAUUGAGACAGAAAUUGUUCAUUGAGUAAGUCAUGGUUGUUUGAUUUGGUUCUCAAAAUAAAAUCUAUCAUAAUUUCGCUCGAAAGCCUGUGCACUUGAGGAGUCUCGUCGCAGGGACUGACAAGCAGUGAGCUGUCGUGUCGGUGCGUAGAAAUCCAAGCUGCGUCUCUAUGCAGACAUUUGCUGCAUCUCUGUGUGGGCAGUGGCUCAGUUGAGGCUCAACAAAAUAGUGGCGAUGGGCCUAGUGUUACACUGCUGCUUGCAUCAUGCCUCACUGCAUAGCGGUUGUUCAAACUACUACAGCCAUGUUCAUGGCAAACUAAUUUAGUGGGGACACAGCAGCAACAAGCUCUUGACAAAGUAUAAACUCCACUUUAGUGAUAAAAUGUGUAACGUUCUGGAGUGUGCAAGACAUAGUGGGGGAUAUUCAGCACUUUGUACGAAUCGCACAUCUCAGCGUUUUUUUUUAUAAUCUCACUAUACUCUUGACCAAUUAGAGCCCAUUAAGCAACCUGUGGUGCCUCUUGCAGCCACUGCUGCUGCUCGUCUUUGUUAGAAAAAGUGACUUGCAGUGACCUGCGGCCAGUUAAACAGGGGUUUUUGUAUUUAGGAGUUGAGAAACUAAUAAUUUGCUAAAACCUCACAUUUUUCAAAAGGAGUUUUGGUUUCCUUUUAAGCAAUAUGGCUGCACCCACAGAACAGCCUAUUUCAACAUCUUGUUGGGGCCUUUUUCUCUGCAUUCACCACUCCUUUGCUGCAUACAAUAAUAAAGUGAAAGAUAACCAGCAGUCCUGUCUCAUGUUUAAGUAAUUUUGCCAUUUACGUAUUGUCUCAACAAAAGACACCUUGAAACACUCGGUCAUCACUUCUGGCUUAACUACGUACUUGUCUUUCUUCCCCUCUUGAAACACAGAGUAAUCUAUAAGAUUGCGCCAUGCCAUAGUGUUCAACUUAGUGGCAGUGGACUGAUAUGAAAACAAUUGAAAUUGUGGUACUCAGCACCAGUACCAUGUGGCUCCUUGUCCAUAGCAAUGCUUAUUACAUACUAAUUCCAGAUAACACCUGUACUGUGGCUUCCACCCAAUAUUUAUCUGUAGAAUUGUAUUGGCUUCUAACUCUGAAAAAAUAUUGUGGGUGCCUAUUCUCUGCAUUACUUAGGGCUAAGGUGAACUUCUUUACUGUGUCACUUUUUCUGCAGGUGCUUCUAUGAAUCUGCUAUACAGCUUGAGGGUACAUUUAUUCAUUUAGAUAUACCGUCAUGCUACCUUGUCCUGUCACUUUUUUUUGCUGCUGAUUCUAUCGGUACAUUGUGGUAGUAUGUGAAACUUUAUUGGGUCAUAUGAGUGGUGCUAUGAAAAGUUUUAUAAGGUAUUGUAUGUACAGCCUUGUCACGGGAAGUGAAGCCAACAGGAGCACAAAUGUUCCUUCAUCUUUGAGGAAUUCUUAGUGCUGUAAAACUGUGAGGAGUAAAUACACUCUGAUGCUUUGACUGAUGCCAACAUAGCACGAGGCCAACAAAACAUUUCGUAUUCCACUGCCAUCAAUAACAUGGUGAUUCUGUUUCUUUCAACAAAGGCUGUGCAUAAGGUAUUUUGCCUUGUGGCUGGCAUGAAGAGUUCAUUCUUGGCCGUGCUGUUGUCCACUUUCUCUACCCGCAUGUGUAUCACCAGUAGGUUAGCAGUGCUAUAUUCACACUCCCACUAUGUAGCAGUAUUUAGAAUGUGCGAUGGCCUUUGUUCGUGGCUGUGUCUUUGUGAAUUUUCCUUCAUUACUGACUGUGGUUUCAGUACUUUUUCUGGGCAUCUGAUAAUAUGUGAUCUUUUAUAUUCAUCUCAUAUUUUUAUUGUCUGUUACCUUUAAAAUGUGUACUCUUUCUUGGUGCUUUGUUUCUUAUUACUCUGUCUGAACCAUGUCACAUUAUUCUUGGAUGUAAGCAUUUCUUUACAGUAAUUUAAUAAUUUGUGUUUAAUUAGAAUUCAUCUCACAGUCCUUGUUGGAGCAUUACAAAAUCAGUGUGCUUUGUGAAUGCAUUGUUAAACAUUGCUUAUAUGUUGUUAUUUUUUUGCUUGCACCUAUGGAAGUGAUCUUUGCAAUUGUCUGUUUAUAAACUUAAUUUUUCACUUUCUUACUACCACUAUCCCUAGCAUUUUAUGCUGUUGGAUGCUCCAAGAGAAUUUCAGUGCCGACACUAGGAAGUUUAAUUUGUUAUUGCAAUUAAAAACACUUGCUAUGAGAAAUAUUUAUCAGAAAUUUAAAUUAUAUGCCAGUUCAUAAGACCCAUCUGCUUUUUUGAUUCCUACAUGUUCAUGUAAGACAUCGACAGUUCUGAAGGCACUGGUGCUACAUUUUUCUUUAGUGCAGAGUUCGUGCAGAUCCUUAAAAGGCUUGAAGAUUCUUUAAAUUGAAAAUCACAUCUUCAAUGGCUUCAAUGGGCUGAAAUAUUUAUGGGUUUUUAAAAAAUUAUUAACUUUUAUUUUAACAGUUACAGUUGUUGAAUGAAUGAUCAGACUUGCAGAGGGUCACCAAAAUUUCAAGAAUCAGAAGUCCAGAAAACAAUUAGAUACUUUUAUUCUGCAAGUUGGUGGAAAAAAUUGUCAGUGCAUUAUCAUAUGCACCUGCCCUAAUGCUUGACACAUCAGAAUGUAUUUUGCCCAAUGUCAAGAUAAACAUGCUUGCAGUUCCUAGCAGCAAAUUCAUA